Molecule: messenger RNA, 2200 nt
Organism: Gracilinanus agilis (Agile Gracile Mouse Opossum)
Lineage: Eukaryota; Metazoa; Chordata; Mammalia; Didelphimorphia; Didelphidae
Gene: SLC44A1
Product: solute carrier family 44 member 1
Exons: 16
Coding region: 205-2172 (655 amino acids)
Biological process (GO): transmembrane transport; choline transport
Cellular component (GO): plasma membrane
Molecular function (GO): choline transmembrane transporter activity
Source: RefSeq, a predicted model, not a curated record
GUUCCCUGAGGCGGAGCAGCACUGAACAGGAGCGGGUGCCCGCGGAAGAGGAGGAGGAGGAGAAGGAGGAGAAGGAGGACGGGGGGGACAGGCCGGCUCCCUCCCCCGGGCCGGCCGCCGGGGUUGUGGAUGCCUAGGGGCCCCGGGGCGUAGCUGGGCGCUCGCCCUCUUCCCCCUUUCCUCCUUGGCAUCCCCGGCCCCGCCAUGGGCUGCUGCAACUCCACCUCCGCAGCACAGAGCUCUAAACGAGAGUGGAAACCUCUGGAGGAUCGAAGCUGUACAGAUUUACCAUGGUUACUGCUUUUCAUCCUCUUCUGCCUUGGGAUGGGAUUUAUUUGUGGCUUUUCAAUAGCAACAGGUGCAGCAGCAAGACUAGUGUCAGGAUACGACAGCUAUGGAAAUAUAUGUGGGCAGAAAAAUGCAAAAGUGGAAAGAAUACCUAACAGUGGCAUCGACCACACCCAUCGGAAGUAUGUAUUCUUUUUGGAUCCAUGCAAUUUGGAUUUGGUAAAACGGAAGAUCAAGUCUAUUGCUCUGUGUGUAGCAGCAUGUCCAAGCCAUGAACUGAAAACAAUGUAUGAAGUCCAGAAUUUUGCAGACAAGAAUGGUUCUGCUUUAUGUACCUACAACUUAAAGCCAUCAGAAUACACUACACAUUCAAAAGCCUCUGUUUUCUGCCCCAAACUCCCAGUUCCUGAAAGUGCACCUAUUCCAUUCUUCCAUCGCUGUGCUCCUGUGAACAUUUCCUGCUAUGCCAAGUUUGCAGAGGCCCUGAUCACCUUUGUCAAUGACAAUAGUGUCUUACACAGGCUGAUUAGUGGAGUAAUGACCAGCAAAGAAAUUAUAUUGGGACUUUGCUUGUUAUCACUAGUUCUAUCCAUGAUUUUGAUGGUGAUUAUUAGGUACAUAUCCAGAGUACUUGUAUGGAUCUUAACAAUUCUGAUCAUACUGGGUUCACUUGGUGGCACAGGUGUGCUGUGGUGGUUGUAUGCUAAGCAAAGAAAAUCUCCCAAAGAAACUGUUAUUCCAGAACAACUUCAAAUAGCUGAAGACAAUCUCCGGGCCCUUCUCAUCUAUGCCAUUUCAGCUACAGUAUUCACAGUGAUCUUGUUCUUGAUUAUGUUAGUAAUGCGCAAGCGGGUUGCUCUCACCAUUGCCUUGUUCCAUGUGGCUGGCAAAGUCUUCAUUCACUUGCCACUCCUUGUCUUCCAACCAUUUUGGACCUUUCUUGCUCUUCUCCUGUUUUGGAUGUACUGGAUCAUGACUCUGCUUUUUCUUGGCACUCUAGGUAGUGCUAUCCCAAAUGGUGAAUUUGUGGAAUUUGAAGUUUCUGGCCCUCUACAAUACAUGUGGUGGUACCAUGUAGUGGGGCUGAUCUGGAUAAGUGAAUUCAUUCUAGCCUGUCAGCAGAUGACUGUGGCAGGGGCUGUAGUAACAUAUUAUUUUACAAGGGAUAAAAGGAAUCUGCCAUAUACUCCUAUUCUUGGGUCAGUGAACCGACUUAUCCGCUAUCAUCUUGGUACUGUGGCAAAGGGAUCUUUCAUUAUUACUUUAGUGAAAAUCCCCCGAAUGAUCCUUAUGUACAUUCAUAACCAGCUUAAAGGAAAGGAAAAUGCCUGUGCUCGAUGUAUGCUGAAAUCUUGCAUCUGCUGCCUUUGGUGUCUUGAAAAGUGCCUAAAUUAUUUAAAUCAGAAUGCAUACACAGCCACAGCUAUCAACAGCACCAACUUCUGCACCUCAGCAAAGGAUGCCUUUGUAAUUUUAGUGGAGAAUGCUUUGAGAGUGGCUACCAUCAACACAGUGGGAGAUUUUAUGUUAUUCCUAGGCAAGAUCCUGAUAGUCUGCUGCACAGCAUUAGCAGGGAUUAUGCUGCUAAACUACCAGCAGGAUUACACAGUAUGGGUACUGCCAUUGGUCAUUGUUUGCCUCUUUGCUUUCCUGGUCGCUCACUGUUUCCUGUCCAUAUAUGAAAUGGUCGUGGAUGUAUUGUUCUUAUGCUUUGCCAUUGAUACCAAGUACAAUGAUGGAAGUCCUGGCAGAGAAUUCUACAUGGAUAAAGUGCUAAUGGAAUUUGUGGAGAACAGUAGAAAAUCCAUGAAAGAGGCUGGUAAGGGAGGGGCUGCUGAUUCCAGAGAGCUAAAACCGAUGGCUUCGGGAGCAAGUUCAGCUUGAAUCUAGCCGACCAUUACGGAACCCAUUG